AUGAGUGACGACUUGGAGCCCGGAGUAAUAGACGCCGAACUGUUGAGGCAUCUGGUUCUCAAGCAACGGCCGAAAGGGGAAGCUGGCAGAAUAAGCGGCCCGGUCAUUCUGGAAGAAGUGCUCGUCAUACGGCUGGAUGACCUCAAUAUCCUAAGAAUUGAUAAUCUGUGGAUGAUGACGUCCCUUGUGAAACUGCAUCUAGCACUGAAUAAAAUCCAGAAGAUAGAAAAUUUGGAUGCCCUGGUAAAUCUGAAAGAAUUGGAUUUAUCCUUCAACUACAUAGAAGUUAUAGAGAACUUGGAUAAUUUGACUAAGCUUGAAAUCUUCACCAUAUACAAUAACAGCAUUUCAAAGGUGGAGAAUAUGGACAGUUUAGUCAAUCUUAGGCUUUUCAGCAUUGGAAAAAACAAAUUAGCAGACUGGGACAAUAUUGUAUAUUUGAGACGCUUCUCCCUGUUGCGCACACUUAAUAUGGAUGGGAAUCCAUGUGCAGACAUAGAUGGCUUUGCUGAAUUUGUUUAUGCUUGUCUACCAAAACUGGUGUACUAUCAUUACCGUUAUAUUCACCCCCGUGAUAAGGAAUUAGCACGGGAGAAAUACAGUGAUACAAUUGUAGCACUUGAAAAGACUGAGGCAGAGGCACAGGUUCACAUUGAGCAGCAGAGAGAAGAAGAGCAAAAAUCAGAGCUAUAUUCUGCAGCAUUUGUUGAGCAACUAGACAGUGACCAGCUUUUCAACUCAUUGUAUGAAGGUGAUGAAGAGGGCAAGGCACUCUUGAAAAUAGGAGAUGAAGCAAUGGAACUCUAUAACAAAAUGAUGGGAAACUUCUUUGAAAAGAAAGCUCUAAUAUUCCUAGACUUAAAGCGAGUUAUGAAAGGCAUGGAAAGUUCCGAUAUUGAUGUACAGAGUCAUUAUGAUCAGUUAGACAUUACUGCAGUUGAGUUCCACAAUUUAUGUGAAACAACUGAGACAGAAUUGAUGGCUGCUGAGUUAAUUCUGAAUAACCAACUGGAGAAAACAAAUGCUGCUUUUGAGAGAAACUUAAUUGAACUUGUCUCCACAUUUAUUAAGGAUGCUCAAGCUAUAUUUGUUGAAUGUCGUAAUUCACAGCAAAUAUUCAAUGAACAGUUGUCAGACUGUGCAAAUCGCUACCUCAGCAAUGUUAUCACAAAGGCGGAUGACCCAAAGCUUCGUAUACCCUGUGAACUGCAACAGAUAAUGACUGACAAAGAGGCACUGAACAAAGCAACAGGUGGCUCACACGAUUAUCACACACAAAUAAUUAAUGGCCGUGAAGAUGUACUCGUCAAGAAAGCAAAGAAAUGGGCCAGCGAUACAUGUGCAGAUAUACACAGGGAAGUACAUAUUACAAAUAACUUUAUUUGUGAAUAA
Schistocerca serialis cubense is the source of this 1392-nucleotide messenger RNA. Its product is annotated as dynein regulatory complex subunit 3-like. The record is from RefSeq and is a predicted model, not a curated record. Bases 1 to 1392 code for a protein of 463 amino acids. NCBI's taxonomy places the organism in Eukaryota, Metazoa, Arthropoda, Insecta, Orthoptera, Acrididae. The transcript has 7 exons. Gene Ontology annotation, molecular function: protein binding.